AUGGAUUUCAAUAACCGAAGAAGCUGUGGGAAGGAGUUGUUCUGUUACGUGCACAUUGGUGGACAUUUUGAAGCAAAUGGUGAAGGGAUAGUUAAAUAUAUUGGAGGGAGUGUAAGGGUAACCAGUAUAAAAGAAUGGAUAAUAGUAGACGAGUUGUGUGCAAUAAUUUCACAGUGGAUAGGCAAUGAUGGUGGUGGAUAUGAGAUUAAGUAUAAAGUUAAAUUUGAUGAGAGUACAUUCAUUGAUCUUUGUGAUGAUGGUGAUACCUGCAACUUGUUUAGAUAUAAUAACAGCAGUGGUCAUGUGUAUGUAGGAGGGAAAGGGAAUGAUAGGGAACCUAGAGCAAGGAAUGAUCCAGACGUGAGUGAGAAUUUAUUUGGACUUUCACAAGACAUGAAUACAUUUGAAAUGACCAUUGGUGAUGAACAUGAGCCAGUGAAUGUUGAGAAUGGAGUUGAAUGCCUAACUUUUGAAGGAGGCGGAUCAAGUCAGAGAAGCAAGUGUAGUGGUUUAGAGAGUCAGGGAAGACUGACAGGCGAGAUGAAUUGUACGAAAUGGGCAGGAGUGUUUGUAGGAGUGGGCCAAUAUGUUCCACAUGCUGUUGCUUUUAGGGAAGCUGUGUACCAGUUCAGUAUUGCAGAGAAGUUUGCAGCGAGAUAUAUCAGGAAUAGUAAGGAGAAGAUGAAUGUGAGGUGUAAAGUAGAAGGGUGUCCUUGGAAGAUAUGUGCAAAUGCUGUUGGAAAGAACAGUCAUCUAUUACGUGUGACUACAUUUUGCAAUAAGCACAUUCAUUCAGCCCAAGACAAUUUGAUUGUGACUUAUGGUGGGAGUGCUGCGUUGACAUCAUCAGUAAUAGUUGAAGAGAUAAGGGACCAUGCUGAAAAACGGCCCACUGAGAUAAGGAAAUGUUGGAGAGGGAGUAUGGCCUCCAUUGGUAAUAGAUUUGAGCGUGUGUUCAUUGCAUACGGUGCAUGUGUUGAGGGUUUUUUGAACGGUGCAAGGCCUAUAUUAUAUGUUGAUGGUACUCAUUUAAGUGGUCCAUAUAAGGGGACGUUACUGUCAGUUUCGGCAUAUGAUGCGGAUAAUGAGCUGUUGCCGUUUGCAAUAGCAGUGGUGAAGGGAGAGAAUCUUGAUGAUUGGACGUGGUUUUUUUACAAGAUUAAACAAAUAGUUGGUUCAAUGCAACUGACUAUUGUGUCAGAUAGACAUAAUUCUAUAAUUGGUGCUGUGCAAGUAAUAUUUGGGUGUGAAAGGCAUGCAUACUGUUAUAGGCAUGUGAAGGAGAACUUUAGCUCUGAAUAUAUGAAAUUAAACAGAGGUCGGAGAAGGACAAGUGAAAAUUCAAAGGAAGAUGCAUUGAAGGUACUGGAUAAAGUGGCUUAUGCAAGACUUGCGGAUGAGUUUGAUCAUGCGCUGGAUGAUCUCAUAACCAUGUCUCAUGAGUUAUAUGAGUGGGUUAUCAAUCAAGGUGAUGUGGAUAGAUGGGCAUUGAGCAAGUUCCCAUAUAGAAGGUGGGACAACAUAACAACUAAUUUAGCUGAAUCUUUUAAUGCUUGGAUGGUAAGGGAGAGGAAGCAUAACGUGGCCAAAAAGAUCCAUGAGCACCGGGAGAAAGUAGCAAGAAAGAUGCAUGCAUCAUAUGCAGCAAUGACUAAGUGGAGUAAUUGCGUUGGGCCAAAAAUAGACGCAAAAGUAUUGGAGCAUGUGUAUUUCGGUAGGUACAUGCACUGUGAGAAUUAUGGAGGGGGAAGAAUAUGCGUGCACACAUCACGUGGAGACCAAAGAGUGGACCUUGGCCUACACCAAUGUAGCUGUCGAACUUGGCAAAUGUUAGGAUUCCAUGCUCACAUGCUUGUGCAGCCAUUAAGACAUAGGGGGAAAUGUUUAUGA
Molecule: messenger RNA, 1890 nt
Organism: Neltuma alba
Lineage: Eukaryota; Viridiplantae; Streptophyta; Magnoliopsida; Fabales; Fabaceae
Exons: 3
Coding region: 1-1890 (629 amino acids)
Source: RefSeq, a predicted model, not a curated record